CUGCGGGGUGCUGGCCCAGCGGCCGCGGAACCUAGGCUGCUGGUGCUGGGGGUCCCUGGUGAGUGAGGGCCGCGCGGCCGUGCCGUGCGAUGGAGCGGGCGAAGAUGGCGGAGGAGAGCCUGGAGACGGCCGCGGAGCACGAGCGGAUCCUGAGGGAGAUCGAGAGCACAGACACGGCCUGUAUCGGGCCCACGCUCAGGUCUGUUUAUGAUGGUGAGGAACAUGGACGAUUCAUGGAGAAGCUAGAAACUCGUAUCCGCAAUCAUGACCGAGAAAUUGAGAAAAUGUGCAACUUUCACUACCAAGGCUUUGUAGACUCUAUUACUGAACUCCUGAAAGUACGAGGGGAAGCCCAGAAGCUCAAAAACCAAGUGACGGAUACGAAUAGAAAACUGCAACACGAGGGCAAGGAACUGGUGAUAGCAAUGGAAGAGCUGAAGCAGUGUAGACUACAACAGAGGAAUAUCUCUGCUACUGUCGAUAAGUUAAUGCUCUGCCUUCCAGUCCUAGAGAUGUACAGCAAACUGAGGGACCAGAUGAAAACCAAAAGGCAUUAUCCUGCACUGAAGACUCUGGAGCAUCUGGAACACACCUAUCUGCCUCAAGUGAGCCACUAUCGAUUCUGUAAGGUGAUGGUGGACAACAUCCCCAAGCUUCGAGAAGAGAUAAAGGAUGUUUCUAUGUCUGAUCUCAAAGACUUUCUGGAGAGCAUCCGCAAGCAUUCAGACAAAAUUGGAGAGACUGCUAUGAAACAAGCCCAACAGCAACGAAACCUGGAUAACAUUGUCUUGCAACAGCCUAGAAUAUGUAGCAAGAGAAAAUCUAAGAAAGAUGUGUAUACAGUCUUUGAUGCAGAGAUGGAGAGCACAAGCCCAAAGUCUGAACAGGAUUCAGGAAUUCUGGAUGUUGAAGAUGAAGAAGAUGAUGAAGAGGUACCCGGGGCUCAAGACUUGGUGGAUUUCUCUCCUGUAUAUCGGUGUCUGCACAUAUAUUCUGUUCUGGGUGCCCGAGAAACGUUUGAAAAUUACUACCGAAAACAGAGGCGAAAACAGGCUCGUUUGGUGCUCCAGCCUCCGUCAAACAUGCAUGAAAAUUUAGAUGGCUACAGGAAGUAUUUCAAUCAAAUUGUAGGCUUUUUUGUAGUUGAAGAUCACAUUUUGCAUACAACCCAAGGCUUAGUGAAUAGAGCCUACAUUGACGAGUUGUGGGAAAUGGCACUUUCAAAGACCAUCGCAGCAUUGCGCACCCACUCGUCCUACUGUUCUGAUCCAAACCUUGUGUUAGAUUUGAAGAACCUCAUUGUACUCUUUGCUGACACACUCCAGGUAUAUGGUUUUCCUGUGAAUCAACUUUUUGAUAUGCUUUUAGAAAUCAGAGACCAGUAUAGCGAGACUCUGUUGAAGAAGUGGGCAGGUGUUUUCAGAAACAUACUUGAUUCUGACAACUAUAGUCCCAUACCAGUAACGAGUGAAGAGACAUAUAAGAAAGUUGUAGGACAAUUUCCAUUUCAAGAUAUAGAACUGGAAAAGCAGCCAUUUCCCAAAAAGUUUCCUUUCUCUGAAUUUGUGCCAAAAGUUUACAACCAGAUUAAAGAAUUUAUCUACGCCUGCCUGAAGUUUUCAGAAGAUCUUCAUCUAAGCUCCACUGAAGUUGAUGACAUGAUCCGUAAGUCCACAAACCUGUUACUGACCAGAACUCUGAGCAACUCUCUGCAGAAUGUCAUCAAAAGAAAGAACAUUGGCCUUACUGAGCUUGUUCAGAUUAUCAUCAACACAACACACUUGGAGAAGUCCUGUAAAUACUUGGAGGAAUUCAUCACCAAUAUCACUAAUGUUCUUCCAGAGACGGUUCACACCACCAAACUCUAUGGUACCACAACUUUCAAGGAUGCUAGACAUGCGGCUGAAGAAGAGAUAUAUACAAAUUUAAAUCAGAAGAUUGACCAGUUUCUGCAGCUGGCUGACUACGACUGGAUGGCUGGAGAGUUAGAAAGCAAAGCUAGUGAUUACCUAGUUGACCUCAUUGCCUUCCUCCGGAGCACAUUUGCCGUAUUCACACACCUUCCUGGAAAGGUAGCCCAGACAGCCUGUAUGUCAGCUUGCAAGCAUUUAGCCACAUCCUUGAUGCAACUGUUGCUGGAAGCGGAAGUAAGGCAGCUCACUUUGGGAGCAUUACAGCAGUUCAACCUGGAUGUCAGAGAAUGUGAACAGUUUGCCAGAUCCGGCCCGGUGCCUGGGUUCCAGGAGGACACGCUGCAGUUGGCCUUCAUCGACUUGAGACAACUAUUGGACCUCUUCAUUCAGUGGGAUUGGUCCACAUACCUUGCUGACUAUGGACAACCCAACUGCAAGUAUCUCCGAGUGAACCCUGUGACUGCUCUGACCCUGCUUGAGAAGAUGAAAGAUACUAGCCGCAAGAAUAACAUGUUUGCACAGUUCCGGAAAAAUGAACGAGACAAACAGAAAUUGAUUGACACUGUGGCCAAGCAGCUCCGAGGACUCAUCAGCAGCCACCACUCCUGAAUGUUGGCCUUGUGCCCACAGAGACCAUUUGCCAUAGCCCCUGUCCAGGAUCUCCCCUGGGCCAGCCCUGCAUUUGUGCAUUCUUCCUCAAAGAGAGCAUAUGUAUUUUUUUAUUAACUCCUGUACAGUAUUCAUAUAACCUUUCCCUAUAGUAAGAGAGGCACAAGAAUAAUCAAGAAUAUGAGGGGCAUAGUGAUGGGGGGGGGGCUGCCAUACUUUCUGUGUUAUCCUGGAAAAGAUACACUAUCAGUGCUAAUAUGAUGAGCUUCCUCUUAUCCGGGGCCCCACAAAUUCGAUGGGUACCUGUGCUGGGAGUUGAGAUAAGGAAGUAAAAUAUGUAUCCUGUUUGCUCUCAAGUGCUCACUAAGUGCAUAGGAGAGCCUGGCAGACAUAGCUAUGUAGUUUACCAAAGCCAGCCUUAGUUUAGGGUAUGUAUCUGCCUCAUUGGCUUACUUAAUGGCCAUAAGAGUGAGGCAUGUGGCAAGAUGACACUUCUACUCUGGUGCCAUAGAUGGCAGUUUCAUUAGUGGAGUCUAACCAGACCUUGUGGCUGGUGAGGGGUAGUUAGCUGAGUAAACACUUGGGCCCAUGCUGAAAAGCUAGUUGUCUCACUGGGUGAGUUGUUUUUCUGUAUCUUGAAAGCCAAUUUGGGUCCCCAAGGAACCCAGCUUCUUUUCCAUUCAUCUCUGUCCCUUCUUUCAUGACCAUAACACUUGGUUCAUAAUAUAGAUCAACAGUGGCUUUUGAAGGUUCCUGAGGAGAGUCUCAUACUUGCCUUCUGCAGCAGCAUCUACGUGGUCUGAACCCCCGAAGCCUGGAAACAGCCUGGGUGCUUUCACCUUGAGGAAAGCCUGAUAACUUCUUGAGAUUGUUCACUUACGUUUUAACAACAGCCUUCUGGCUACCACCUUUAAAGCAAAUGUCCUACAUGAUGGGCUCAACCUCCCCAGGACUGGAUGUUUCUGGGAAUGGAUCUGUCACCAUGGGGUAGACAAGGUCAGCUGUAGCUGAGGUUUGUUGCCUCUGACCCAACUGUCAUCAACUAAGUCACAUCAUAGAGACAAAGCUCAUCUUGCUCAAGCCCAGGGCUCCCAUCUUCUGAGCUGUCCCUUGGCUUUACCUCUUAGUGCUUUCCUAAAGUCCUAUCUUUAAUCUCUGGAGCCUGGACCAGCCAGAUAGACUACUGAGACAUGGCCAGGGCUUUACUGUGCCAUUAGUCAGAGGUGUCUGUGCACUCAGACAGUUGUGGAAGCUGUUAGGCUAACUGCUUAUAAUUGCUUCAUAGAACACUAUCCAAGAUGUCACAAAAGUGUUCCCACUUUCAGUGAUGAGCAGAAAGACUGGUCAAACUCUCAUUGCCUGGGACCUUCUGGGACAGCAGUACUUCUGUAUCUCUCAGCCCACUGUAGCCUACCCCAUCUUGAACACACCCCACCCUUACCAUAGCCAUCUUAAGUACCAACAGGAAGAGACUACUGUACAGAGGCACAGCUUCCUAUAAUGAAAGAUCAAGCCGCUCAGAUGCUCUGCAGAUGCCUGCAAGCCUCAUCAAUGGGCUACACAAUGGUGCAGAG
Arvicola amphibius (Eurasian water vole) is the source of this 4096-nucleotide messenger RNA. It is a transcript of the gene Exoc6b, whose product is annotated as exocyst complex component 6B. Gene Ontology annotation, cellular component: exocyst; membrane. NCBI's taxonomy places the organism in Eukaryota, Metazoa, Chordata, Mammalia, Rodentia, Cricetidae. The record is from RefSeq and is a predicted model, not a curated record. The transcript has 22 exons. The coding region runs from base 90 to 2522 and encodes 810 amino acids. Gene Ontology annotation, biological process: Golgi to plasma membrane transport; exocytosis; intracellular protein transport.